This is a messenger RNA of Erythranthe guttata (spotted monkey flower), 1880 nucleotides long. The record is from RefSeq and is a predicted model, not a curated record. NCBI's taxonomy places the organism in Eukaryota, Viridiplantae, Streptophyta, Magnoliopsida, Lamiales, Phrymaceae.
AUGGCUGCCAACAAAGUAGCCAUCUUCGGCCUCAUCGCCACCCUCGCGGUGGCCGGAGCGGUGGCUGCCGCCAUAAUCCUCGCCGGAAACACCAACACCAAGACAACCAAAGACCAAACAAACAACAUAAGCACAUCACAAAAGGCAAUUCAAGACCUAUGCCAAAGCACGUACUACCAACAAACAUGCACCGAAACCCUAUCGAACGCAACGAACUCCUCCGAUCCCCAAACCCUAAUCCAAACUAUUUUCGAAAUCGCCAUUAGCCAUCUCAACAACACCAUCCAACAAUCGGGCCCGCUCCAACAAAUCUCGAACGACCCCAAAACGUCCCAAGCGUACAAAACAUGCACGAAAGUCCUCGACGACUCGAUCCAAGAUCUCCGAAAAACGAUCCAUCGGACAGAAACGUUCGAUUUCUUCGAUUUCUCAAUCUUCAUCGACGACAUCAAAACAUGGCUAACCGGUGCACUAACGUACCAAGAAACAUGCCUCGAUUCCUUCGAGGACACAAAAGGUGACCAUGCGGAAACAAUGAGGCAAUUAUUGAAGCUCUCGCGCGAGCUCACAACCAACGGCCUCGCAAUAGCCAACCAAAUCCACAGAUUAUUCCUUCCGAACUUGUUGGCUCCUCCGGUGGCCCCCACCAAGCACCAGCUGGCGGAUCGAAAGCCGUUAUCGCCACGUGGCGAUAGUAAUUAUUACCGUAAGCUCCUCCAAAUGGCGAGUGAUAGAAGAUAUGAUACACCGAAUGUGGUGGUGGCUAAAGAUGGAUCGGGCAAGUACAAGACCGUUACGGAAGCGUUGAAAGAAGUUCCGGAGAGAAGCAAUGAGACGUUCGUGAUCCACGUUAAGGAAGGUGUGUAUGAGGAAUAUGUUGAGAUUACGAGCGGCAUGUGGUCGGUCGUGUUGGUCGGAGAUGGGCCCACCAAGACUCGGAUCACCGGAAAGAAGAGCUACGGUGGUGAUGGUUUGGGAACGUACUUCACCGCAACCUUCUUAUUAUACUUUGAAAUGAUUUAUGUAGGAAUUGAUGGCGACAACUUCAUCGGCAAGGACAUAGGAUUCGAGAACACAGCGGGUGCUAUCGGGUACCAAGCGGUGGCGCUGCGCGUCUCCGCCGACAAAGCAAUCUUCUACAACUGCCACAUCGACGGCUACCAAGACACGCUCUACGCGCACAACCACCGCCAGUACUACCGCGACUGCACCAUAAGCGGCACGAUCGACUUCAUCUUCGGCAACGCGCGUGCCCUAAUACAGAACUGCACGCUCCUCGUCCGGAAGCCGCUCGACAACCAGGCAUGCGUCGUCACGGCAAACGGCCGGACGUUGAGCAACGAGACGUCAGCGUUCGUGAUCCACGGCUCCCGAGUCGUGGCGGCCCCGGAGUAUCCGGUCGACGACAAACGCAUCCAGUCUUUUCUCGGCCGGCCGUGGAAGGAGUACUCGAAGACGAUAUUCAUGGCGUCGGAGAUCGAGGGUUUCAUAAGCCCCGAGGGGUGGUCGCCGUGGGACAACACGGCGGACCAUCUCGACACGUGUUGGUACGCGGAGGUUGGCAACCGGGGGCCGGGCGCGGAUUUGACGAAUAGGGUGAAAUGGCCGGGGAUCAAGAAUAUUACGAUGGCGGAGGCGGCGCAGUUUGCUCCGACGAUGUAUAUGGAUAGUGGUCAUUGGAUUGAGGGUAAAGGCAUACCCUUUGAUUCUGUCUUGGAAAUGGUCAUCAAGAAUUAAUUCAUUUCAUUUUCUUGAUUUCUUAAUUUUUUUUCUGGAGUUUAAUUAAUUUUGUUCAUUAGAACAUGAACUUAAUUAAUUUCCAGCAAAUUUCGGACAAGUGUGAGGGUUUUUGGGAAAUUAAUGAGAAAUAUUAUUGAUCA